CCUACCCCGCCUCUUUACAACGUGCUGUUGCUGUCACACCUGCUUCCUGAGUCCUGACCCUAGUGGAGAUGGCGGCGGCCGGGCUCGGGCUGUGUCGGCUAGCGGUGCUCGCCUCCGGACCGGGGCCGCUGCGGGCCGGCGUGUGGGGCCGGCUGCCCCCCUUGGCGGCCGGGUCGCGGCGACACGCGGCGCAUUUCACGUUCCAGCCUGACGCGGAGCCCAGCGCGCACGGGCAAACUCAGAAAAUGAAUCUUUUCCAGUCUAUAACAAGUGCCUUGGAUAAUACCUUGUCCAGAGAUCCAACUGCAGUAAUAUUUGGUGAAGAUGUAGCCUUUGGUGGAGUCUUCAGGUGCACUGUUGGGUUGCGAGACAAAUAUGGUAAAGACAGAGUUUUCAAUACCCCUUUGUGUGAACAAGGAAUUGUUGGAUUUGGUAUUGGAGUUGCAGUUGCUGGAGCUACAGCCAUUGCAGAAAUUCAAUUUGCAGACUACAUUUUUCCAGCAUUUGAUCAGAUUGUUAAUGAAGCAGCAAAAUAUCGGUAUCGCUCUGGAGAUCUUUUUAAUUGUGGAAGUCUCACGAUAAGAGCACCAUGGGGUUGCGUAGGUCAUGGUGCGCUAUAUCAUUCUCAAAGUCCAGAAGCUUUUUUUGCUCAUUGUCCAGGAAUAAAGGUUGUUAUUCCAAGAAGUCCUCUUCAGGCCAAAGGACUAUUACUAUCGUGCAUAGAAGAUAAAAACCCCUGCAUAUUCUUUGAACCUAAAAUACUUUACAGAGCAGCAGUGGAACAAGUUCCUGUGGAGCCAUACUACAUUCCAUUGUCUCAAGCUGAGGUACUGCAGGAGGGAAGUGAUGUUACACUGGUUGCCUGGGGGACUCAGGUGCAUGUUAUCCGAGAGGUGGCAACCAUGGCUCAGGAAAAGCUAGGUGUGUCCUGCGAAGUAAUUGAUCUGAAGACCAUUUUACCUUGGGAUACAGAGGCUGUUUGCAAGUCAGUGGUGAAGACUGGGCGACUGCUGAUCAGCCAUGAGGCCCCUCUGACAGGAGGUUUUGCAUCGGAGAUUAGUUCCACUGUUCAGGAAGAGUGCUUCUUGAAUCUCGAGGCUCCUAUUUCACGAGUAUGCGGCUACGACACUCCUUUCCCUCAUAUCUUCGAACCUUUCUACAUCCCAGACAAAUGGAAAUGCUAUGAUGCCCUUCGAAAGAUGAUUAAUUAUUGAUAAAAUUAUUGAUGAAGCCUACAAGCAUUCUAACCAGAAGAUGGGAGGAAGAACAAGAAUAUACAGAAGCCUUCUUUAGAACUCUUGGCAUUUAUUCAGAUGUGUGUGUUCUGGAAGUCCUAUAGCAGAUUAUCUUCUCUGAAGUAAACCCAUUCUGAAUGUCAUCUUGGCUAAUCUUCAAAAGCUCAAAUUUUCCCCUAAUUAUGAAAUCAAUGAUGGACAGGUGAUUGCUGCAAUAAAUAGUUUCAGAUGUAUUAAAGAAAUAAAUUCCAGAUGUAGUAUGAACUUUAUUCACUUUGCAAUGCUUCACUAGGAUACAUCUUUAAAUGACUUCACUGUGUAAAUAUUAUGUGGGAUUUUAUUCAAUAAAACAUAUUGUACUCA
Chrysemys picta bellii (western painted turtle) is the source of this 1598-nucleotide messenger RNA. RefSeq names its product branched chain keto acid dehydrogenase E1 subunit beta (gene BCKDHB). NCBI's taxonomy places the organism in Eukaryota, Metazoa, Chordata, Testudines, Emydidae. The record is from RefSeq and is a predicted model, not a curated record. Gene Ontology annotation, molecular function: catalytic activity. Gene Ontology annotation, biological process: response to nutrient; branched-chain amino acid catabolic process.